GUAAGUUCAAGACGAAAAAAAUUCCAAAAUAAAAAUAAAUUAUCACGCGAGCUUCGGGCAAUGUUUCUAACUGAGACCAUGACAGAUAGUGUGUGCAUAUUUUGCUUAGACGAACAGCGACGGCCUCGCCGGAUACGCUGCGGACACUCUUUCUGCACGGAAUGCUUCGAGCGCUACUUGCAGGUGGGACUUGACACUCGCUGCCCCUUGUGCCGGCAGGACUUUCGAACCCAUGCAGGAGGAGAGCCUCCCGCUAAUGCGCCCAACACUGGGCAGUACCCAUUGGACGAGGACGACUUGGCCAUGGACCUGACUGAAGACUUUGGAUCCCUUUCCAGCAUUGACACUCUGCAGACAGACACUCUGUGGCUGACCCUCACGGAGCAGGAGUGCCGCUUCUUCGAUGAGCUCUACAGGGAGGUGCAACUGGAGGACGAACAACGACUAUAAUAGAUCUCUGAAAAUUACUCUGUUACCGAACACUGUGGUGCUCGAAUGGAGCUUCUUCAGGGACCUAUUUAGGUAGAUGCACUGGAAGGUGUGCUGCUGGUAGAACUGUGAUUUCUGUUUUUGUUUUUCGUUAGUAUUUAAGUAAUUUAUUUAUUGCCAUUAAAUAGCGUUUUAGACAUUCUAUGAAACCUUAUAA
Messenger RNA from Drosophila guanche, 646 nucleotides. RefSeq lists its product as uncharacterized. Gene Ontology annotation, molecular function: ubiquitin protein ligase activity. Bases 61 to 450 code for a protein of 129 amino acids. The transcript has a single exon. Lineage: Eukaryota; Metazoa; Arthropoda; Insecta; Diptera; Drosophilidae. Gene Ontology annotation, biological process: protein ubiquitination. The record is from RefSeq and is a predicted model, not a curated record.